This is a messenger RNA of Scheffersomyces stipitis CBS 6054, 462 nucleotides long. RefSeq lists its product as uncharacterized. The coding region runs from base 1 to 462 and encodes 153 amino acids. Gene Ontology annotation, molecular function: double-stranded DNA binding; cohesin loader activity. The record is from RefSeq and is a predicted model, not a curated record. Lineage: Eukaryota; Fungi; Ascomycota; Pichiomycetes; Serinales; Debaryomycetaceae. Gene Ontology annotation, biological process: mitotic sister chromatid cohesion. The transcript has a single exon.
AUGCAAACUCAAGAUGGCGCAGCUGCGAAUGCUAGAGAAGAAGCCGAAGACGUUGAAGACGACGAAGGACAUGUUAGCAUUGAAAAUUACAUAGGGGUGUCUAUCUCGGUGUCAUUCAAUUCCAAGUUCGACGAACAGCAGAGAGUUGAGCAAUUGUCCGGAGGACAAAAGUCGUUGUGUGCCAUUGCCUUGAUUUUGGCUAUACAAAAGUGUGACCCAGCUCCAUUUUACUUGUUUGAUGAAAUCGAUGCUAAUUUGGAUUCCCAAUAUAGAACUGCAGUUGCAUCCAUGAUAAAGACGUUAUCGUCGAAGGCGCAAUUCAUAUGCACCACAUUCCGGCCCGAGAUGUUGCAGGUGGCAGACAAGUUCUACGGAGUGAUGUUCAGCAACAAAGUAAGUACGGUGUCUGAGAUUAACCGCGAGGAGGCUAUGAACUUUGUGGAGGGACAACAGCCUCGCUAA